Molecule: messenger RNA, 1507 nt
Organism: Mugil cephalus (flathead mullet)
Lineage: Eukaryota; Metazoa; Chordata; Actinopteri; Mugiliformes; Mugilidae
Gene: ftsj1
Product: FtsJ RNA 2'-O-methyltransferase 1
Exons: 11
Coding region: 118-1080 (320 amino acids)
Biological process (GO): tRNA methylation; cytoplasmic translation
Cellular component (GO): cytoplasm
Molecular function (GO): tRNA methyltransferase activity
Source: RefSeq, a predicted model, not a curated record
AGAAAAAAGGGAUCUUCUGCAGACUAUUAUCUACAGUGACGUCAUUUUGAACAGGCGCGGUCGGGCACCUGGGGUCCUUCAUCGUCAACACCGGAACCGCACGUGAACAAGGUCAGGAUGGGUCGCUCCUCCAAAGACAAACGGGACAUAUACUACCGCCUGGCCAAAGAAGAGGGCUGGAGAGCGAGGAGCGCCUUCAAGCUGCUGCAGCUUGACCACGAGUUCAACCUGUUCACAGGUGUGAACAGAGCAGUGGAUCUGUGUGCAGCCCCUGGCAGCUGGAGUCAAGUCCUUAGUCGCAAACUCAGAGGGCGGGAGAAAAAAGGUGAGAAGGGUGAUGAGGGUGAGGAGGUAAAGAUUGUGGCGGUGGACCUGCAGGCCAUGGCUCCUCUUCCAGGAGUCACUCAGAUCCAGGGAGACAUUACCAAGGUGUCAACGGCCCAGGAGAUAAUCCGUCACUUUGAAGGCCAGCCAGCCGACCUGGUGGUGUGUGAUGGUGCCCCAGAUGUUACUGGUCUCCAUGAUGUGGAUGAGUACAUCCAGGCGCAGCUCCUGUUGGCUGCUCUGAAUAUCACCACUCACGUCCUGAAACCAGGAGGAACGUUUGUGGCCAAGAUUUUCCGAGGUAAAGAUGUGACACUGCUGUACUCGCAGCUGAAGAUCUUCUUCAGUGGUGUGACCUGUGCCAAGCCUCGCAGCAGCAGGAACUCGAGCAUCGAGGCUUUUGUAGUGUGUCAGAAUUACUCUCCCCCUGAAGGUUACGUCCCCAACAUGUCCAACCCUCUGCUGGAUCACUCCUAUGAUGUGGAUUUUAACCAGUUAGAGGGUCCCAACCGCAUCAUUGUUCCCUUUCUGGCAUGCGGUGACCUCAGCGCCUUUGACUCAGACAGAACCUACCCUCUGCAGCUUGAUGCAGGUAAACAGUACCAGUACACCCCACCCACCCAGCCUCCAAUAUGCCCCCCUUACCAGCAGGCCUGCCACCUACGCAAAAACAAUCUGCUGUCUAGAGAAGAUGCUCCAUCCGUCAGUUCCAACCAGAGCCAAGAUGCACCAGAGCCAUUGGCCAACUCUACCUGAUUGGAAUCGACUCCUGCUUAUUGGUGGGGGAAACAACUAACGAAUCAAGAAAGAUGACGUAAUCAUCAUUAAAGGGCAAGUUUAGCAUAUCUCAGCAGGUUCCAGUCUUUCUGCUUAGCCUGGCUCAACCAUAGACUUUACAGAGUGUGUGAACUCACCAUGCCUAGACCUUAAGGAUGAGUUUGUUUUUAUUGGUUUGUUUGACUUUAUACUCUUUGUGAAGGAGCUUUUCAUACAUCACUAUGAUUUUUAAAGAUGUCGUAUUUUAAAAAUUAAAGUAAUUUCUUCGAGGCAAACUAUUCAUUGCAGUGAUUUAUUUUAAGACUUAGCGACUGUUUUAAGUCAGCCAGUCUGUUUUUCUCUGCAAACAAAAUCAAGUUGUAAGAAAAUUGUGGCAAAAAGUAAAAUAAAAAUCCAGAUAAUUAGA